Molecule: messenger RNA, 1200 nt
Organism: Nerophis ophidion (straightnose pipefish)
Lineage: Eukaryota; Metazoa; Chordata; Actinopteri; Syngnathiformes; Syngnathidae
Gene: pnp4a
Product: purine nucleoside phosphorylase 4a
Exons: 7
Coding region: 102-986 (294 amino acids)
Biological process (GO): nucleoside metabolic process
Cellular component (GO): cytoplasm
Molecular function (GO): purine-nucleoside phosphorylase activity
Source: RefSeq, a predicted model, not a curated record
CUCUAUAUGUAGUUGGGCUGUAGCAGCUUCACACACACUCUCUCACACACACACACACACACACACACACACAAUCUCACACACACCAACAAUCCUCCAUCAUGCACGGCAGAGAACAGAUCAGUCACGAUGAAUACCAGAAGUCGGCCGAUUGGCUGAUGUCCCAGACCAAGCACCGCCCCCUGGUGGCCAUCAUCUGCGGCUCUGGCCUGGGCGUGCUGGCCGACGCCCUCAAGUGCCAGGACUCCUUCGCCUAUGCGGACAUCCCGGGCUUCCCGCAGAGCACAGUGCAAGGUCACGCGGGGCGGCUGGUGUUCGGGGAGCUGAAGGGGAAGACGUGCGUGUGCAUGCAGGGUCGCUUCCACAUGUAUGAAGGACACUCACUCUGCAAGACCACCUUUCCAGUGCGAGUCUUCAAGCUGCUGGGCGUGGAGACUUUGAUCGUGACCAACGCCGCCGGCUCCUUGGCCGACGACCUGCGUCCCGGCGACCUCAUGGUCAUCAAGGACCACGUCAACUUCCCGGGUCUGGUGGGCCUGAACCCGCUGUGCGGACCCAACGAUGACAAAUUCGGGCCGCGCUUCCCGGCCAUGUCAGGCUGCUACGACAAAGGCCUGCGUUGCCUAGCGAUGGAGAUCGCAAAGGAGAUGGGCGUGGCCGGCCUCAUGCAGGAGGGCGUGUACGCGAUGGUGGGCGGACCCACUUUUGAGACCAUCGCCGAGGCCAGACUGUUGCAUCGACUGGGCGUGGACGCUGUCGGAAUGAGCACAGCGCCCGAGGUUGUCACGGCGACACACUGCGGCCUGCGAGUCUUCGGCCUCUCUCUCAUCACCAACAAGGUGGUGAAAAGCUACGAGGACACGGACAGAGUGGACCACCAGGGGGUCCUGGAGGUGGGUCGGAUGCGCUCGCAGACGCUGCAGCACUUUGUGAGCCAGCUGGUCUCCAGGAUGGACGUCAACAACAACGGCAGGAAUGUUCUCUGAGAGGAGUUCCCUUUUCUGUGUGUACAGCUGCAUUAUUUUAACGCUAACUUUAUUAUAUAAAUAUAUAUAUAAAACGAAAACCUUUGCAAUUUGAGACAUACUGCAUGCUGAUGUGGAAAAAUAUUUAUAUAAUGGAGAUGCUGAAUAAGAGUGUAAGGAUUAACCCCUGAUGUACAGUAUUUGUUAUUGUAGACAUAAAUGUGGUUUCAAUCAA